UUAAGCAUAAACAAAUCGCACGCAGAGAGACAAAAAAAAAAAAAAAAAAAUCUCAUCAAAUGACAACAUUACAGAGAUCCUCUGUUUCCUUCCGCCGACAAGGCUCCUCCGGCCGCGUAUGGGACGACCACUUACCCCACGAUCCCAACUCUGGACCGCUGUUUGGAAAAUCUCCAGACCCACCACACCCACGUCCGGAUGUACUUCUUCUGGCUCCGGACGAGCAAAAUUCUCCACCGCAACACAUUCAUGUUCCGGAACGAACACUCUCUUCUCCAUGCUCUGAAUCGCCGGCCAAGACCACUCCACGAUGCGGCUUCUCUGCGCUUUUUAGACGGUGCAUGGGCUCCUCUGCAACUCAGUAAAAUCAUUCAAUCCCCUCCAUCUGCCCCCACCAUCUUCCAAGUACCUGUCUGUCUGUAUAUAUAUACAUCCUUGAUGUGCAGCAUCUUCCUCUCUUUUGGAUUCUAUGAAAGUUUUGUUAUUGACGUUCCCUUUAGGUUUACAAAAAAUGGUAUUUUUGCAUUUUGAUUUCUUUUCUGUGAUCUGUAUCUGUAUAAAAUAACUAAAUGUCAAAAUUGGAGAUUACUGCAAUGACUUCUAAACUAACAUCCUUGCACCUCCCAAGAUAAAUAUAGGAUUGAUAGUCAA
Molecule: messenger RNA, 651 nt
Organism: Rubroshorea leprosula
Lineage: Eukaryota; Viridiplantae; Streptophyta; Magnoliopsida; Malvales; Dipterocarpaceae
Source: the annotation of a GenBank genome assembly